CCCUACUGUCAAAGCCGUUGAGUUGUCAAUUUGUCACUUCUUGAGUUUGUUGUAUUGUGAAUAUAAUUUCUAAAAUCUAAUUUCUCAAAUAAUAGUAUAAGAAAUAGAAUAGUUAUGAAAUACUUAGGUUUACUGUGUCUGGCUAUAAUAAUAAAUUACAAUGCAGGACACGCGCAAGUUCGCACGAAAGGGGCGGACGAGAAGAUUUCGCAGUUGACUGACAUGACGGCUAAGAAGUCUAUAAUUCCGUUGAACUUGAGUAAAUUUAAGGAGUAUGUGAAGAACCCACCAAGGGAUUAUUCGUUCAUCAUUAUGUUUACUGCAAUGGCACCGUCCCGGCGCUGCGCUAUUUGCCAGCACGUUUACGACGAGUACUUGAUUGUGGCAAACUCAUUUAGGUUUUCCCCAUCAUACACUAAUAAACUGUUCUUUGGAAUGGUUGAUUUUGAUGAGGGAUCAGACAUCUUCCAAAUGCUUCGUCUCAACACUGCCCCGGUUAUCAUGCACUUCCCAGCCAAAGGCAAGCCAAAGCCUGCUGACACCAUGGACUUUGAGAGGGCGGGAAUCCAUGCAGAAGCUAUAGCUAAGUGGAUCCAAGACAGAACUGAUCAUCAGAUCAGAGUUUUCCGUCCUCCAAACUACUCGGGAGCCGUAGCAUUUGCAAUGCUCUUCAUAUUAGUAGCGGGAUUCCUAUAUUUACGCAGAAAUAACCUCGAGUUCCUUUACAACAAGCAGAUGUGGGCGACCGCUGCCGUCUUCUUCUGUUUCGCUAUGGUCUCCGGGCAGAUGUGGAACCAGAUCAGAGGGCCACCGUUCUAUCAUAGAACGAAGAACGGCCCCGUUUAUAUAAACGGCGGUUCGCACGGUCAAUUUGUGUUGGAGAGCUAUAUCGUAGCUAUUUUGAAUGGUGCCGUGGUCGUCGGUAUGAUCUUAAUGAUAGAAGCCGCUGGAGGUGUGAAGAGUUGCGACAUAGCGCGGACACAGGCGGAGGGAAAGAGACGGAGGUUCCAGUCUGUAGUCGGUCUCGUUCUAGUUUGCGUGUUCUUCUCACUUCUACUCUCUGUGUUCAGAGCUAAGACCCAAGGGUACCCUUACAGCUUCCUGUUCAAGUAAGGUUAUCAUCGGAUAGUGAUAAUGAGUAAGUAGGAUACAUUAUUCGUCCAUUUAAGUGUUUAAUCGGUGUGCAAUUCUUUUAUGAAAUAAUAAAAAGUUGAGAAUA
Molecule: messenger RNA, 1219 nt
Organism: Amyelois transitella
Lineage: Eukaryota; Metazoa; Arthropoda; Insecta; Lepidoptera; Pyralidae
Gene: Ostgamma
Product: tumor suppressor candidate 3
Exons: 6
Coding region: 115-1113 (332 amino acids)
Cellular component (GO): oligosaccharyltransferase complex
Source: RefSeq, a predicted model, not a curated record